GGGUUGAACCAAAGAGUGGUCCAGGUGGGCGUGGACGGCGUGCGGCGGACAGACUGGCACGACUAUGAUGCGAUAAGAAGAGAUGCUGCUCGUGUGGGUAACGGCGAGCAGGGGAAGCCGUUCCCUCUGACAGAAAGCGACCAGGUGGACCAGGCCUACAGAGAAAACGGGUUCAACAUCUACGUCAGCAACCGGAUCUCUCUGAACCGCUCCCUGCCCGACAUCCGCCACGAAAACUGUAAACAGAAGCUGUACGCAGAGAAGCUGCCCAACACCAGCAUCAUCAUCCCGUUCCAUAACGAGGGCUGGUCGUCGCUGCUGAGGACGGUCCACAGCGUGCUGAACCGCUCACCCCCACAGCUCAUCGCAGAGAUCAUCCUGGUGGACGACUUCAGCGACAAAGGUACGAAACCAGAGCUCACGUCGUGAACGUCAGAGUAAACGAGGGCUUUUAUUGGUUUAUUUGAACCUCUGUUUUCAGGAGCAGUUCUAAAACAUACCAUGGAAGACCUCAUUUUGUA
Austrofundulus limnaeus is the source of this 521-nucleotide messenger RNA. Its product is annotated as UDP-N-acetyl-alpha-D-galactosamine:polypeptide N-acetylgalactosaminyltransferase 10 (GalNAc-T10). Gene Ontology annotation, molecular function: polypeptide N-acetylgalactosaminyltransferase activity. NCBI's taxonomy places the organism in Eukaryota, Metazoa, Chordata, Actinopteri, Cyprinodontiformes, Rivulidae. Gene Ontology annotation, cellular component: Golgi apparatus. The record is from RefSeq and is a predicted model, not a curated record. Gene Ontology annotation, biological process: protein O-linked glycosylation.